AUGGAAAAAUGGAAGGAGAUUCCAUUCUCGAAGGAGGAGGAGGAAGGCAUAAUAGUGGAGGAGGAAGAAGUUUGUGAAGAGGAGUCCUUUCAACGUACUCUUGCCGGAAAGCUGUGGACUGAGAGUAGCUUCAAUGCUAGAGCAUUCAAAUGCACUAUGUUGAGUGCCUGGAAGCUAAAGAACCAGGUUGAGAUACAAGAUUUGAGCACGAACCUUUUCCUCUUCAAGUUUUCCACGAAACGAGAUCUGGAAUCAGUAUUGAGGAGUGAACUGUGGAGCUUUGACAGAUCUUUGCUGGUGCUUAAACGUAUUUCUAGGGAAGAACAACCUUCUGAACUCAAUAUGAACUUUGGAGUUUUCUGGGUCAGAAUCUAUGAGCUUCCUUUGAUGUUAAGAUCUAAUACCAUGGCUCGUAAGAUAGGAAAUAUCAUCGGCUCCUUUGAGGAGAUGGAUCCUAGAGAUGCUUGUAGAAAGGGGUGCUUCAUGAGAAUCAAGGUGACUAUGGAUUUGCAGCAACCUCUGAAAAGAGGGACAAUCAUUAAAUUCAAAGAAAAAUACAGAAGGGUCCAUUUCAAAUACGAACGACUCACAGCCUUUUGCUUUGCAUGUGGAAGAAUAGGGCAUCAACUGAAGGACUGUGAAUCUUUGGAAGACCUUACGGAGGAGAGUUUUGAAGAGUUAGAUGAACAAGAUCUGUCGUAUGUUCAUUGGCUUAGGGCUUCAUGA
This is a messenger RNA of Vicia villosa (hairy vetch), 726 nucleotides long. RefSeq lists its product as uncharacterized. The transcript has a single exon. NCBI's taxonomy places the organism in Eukaryota, Viridiplantae, Streptophyta, Magnoliopsida, Fabales, Fabaceae. The record is from RefSeq and is a predicted model, not a curated record. Bases 1 to 726 code for a protein of 241 amino acids. Gene Ontology annotation, molecular function: nucleic acid binding; zinc ion binding.